UUUUCCCAUCACUCCUAGUGACAGGACAAAUCGUUAGUUUCCGCGUUGCAGAGACGAGCAGCACUCAAACGUUCUUAAGUUCCCGGAAUUUCCUAAAGUAUCGUUGAGGUCAGAGAAUUAUUAUCAUCUGGUAAUUCCAGUUACACCCCCUCAAGUCUUCGGCCAACCGCAAAGUUGAAGCUCAAGGUUGCACUAUGUCAGGUCGUAGUUGCGUUCAGAGCCGUCAGCUGGCAGCUGCUGGCGGGUUGCGGGACAAAAGUUGUUCGGACGCGCACAAGAGGCGGGCUCUCAACUCGGUAGGGUUGGUGAGCGACCGCCCCCAGGCCAACAAACUCUAGGCAAAUUUUCCGGCAGUCCGUCAGUUGAACGUUGUUCGUGUGGAUCGUUGCCGCUCGCAGACGUUCGGGAACGACGAUCGGCGAUCGCCUGUGUUGUCUGUGUUGUUCGCAGACCGUUCGGUAAGUCUAGUGUAGAGGUGUUGAGGUUACGGUCGCUACAGUCUGCCACCGAGGGCUUUUUGCUGCUGGGCGAAUGCUCUCAUCGGUUGUCAUCCCAUGAGCGGCGGGCCUCGGCCUCCCGUGCCGGGUUUGAUCCCCCUGGCGGCCCUGUCCCGGCGCCCUGGGCGGCCCCGCCGACGGCCUGAGUCGAUCGAUGUGGGCGCGGGGUCACGUUGUCUGGAGUCGCGCGCCGCUGCCCCCGGCCGACGCCGCCACCACCGCCGCCGGGCCUCUGCCGCCGCUCCUGUUAGUAAACAGAGUCGCAGCUCAUCGCCCGCUCUAGAUCGACCACCGCGGGUUAACCCUAUUUUCGUGUGGGUCCGGCAAGAAGAUACUCGCAUCGUGGACGUGAAAUGCGAGGAUUACGACAAAAGAAAUCGAAUCUUAUUAACAAAAACUGCCCACGGUUGGCGCGCCAUCCCGCGUACCGAGAUGCUGGCCGCCCCUCGGGGGUCGGCUGAAGAGCCUCUAUCUUCGUCCUCCACUUCGUCAUCGCAUGGCCACCAUCAUCGCCAUCACCACAAGCGGCGCUCUCGCAAGUCAAAAAGCCAACAAUCCACUUCAGUACAAUGUCCAGAGACCGAGUCCGCCUCGGAACCAUCCUGGGUGACAUCGGAAAGUGUCAACAUUGAGUCUCUCCUACCGUCCCAUACCAUACAAAUCAAACGAAUACCAUCCUCGGAAGAUUUAACAAAAAGUGUAAACAAUGCUCCGGAGCAGGAUUUCGCGCGCACAGUUCCGGAGUGCAGCACGCCCGAUAAAGUAUGUGACGUCAGCCCGCUCGAGAACUUGCUCGCAGUGGCGGAGUUGGAAUUAAAGCAGCACAUGCAGUCUGGAAACUGGAAUCCCAUCCCUAAAGACAUUUCAAAAGACACAACUGGAACAACACUGCAGGGUCACAGUGUGGAUGAUGAAAUCAAUGAGCUGCUCAACACCAAAUCUCGGGAUAUCGAAGCGGAAUUAAUUGAUACUGGCGACAAAUCGCAAGAGUGCAGUUACAACGACGACGACGAAAUGUCCAUGAACGACAUUUUGUCACGGUUGGAACAGUCUCUCCAAAGCCCGCAGGGAUUCGGCUCAGAAGACGUCUUUGACGACGACAUGCUCGACCACAACUGCAAAUUUGAUAAGAACUUUACCCUUUCUGACGAAACUAGCAAAACUGUCAGGGAUCAGAGCGAAGAAACAGAUCAAAUUCCUGAAUCAUCCAAUACCUACAGUGUCGACGCUGCAAAGAAUUACUCAGAAAAUAAUGCAAUCGAUUAUCACGCAGAGAUGUAUCCAAGCGAAGCAACCACAUCAGAAAUAUUAGAUCCAGUUGAAUCCUUACAACCCCCAACCCCGAGGCAAGAUGAAAUAAGAAACGAAUAUCUGGAAGACCUCCAGCAGGCUGAACAUAAGGAGGAAAACCUGCCAGAUAUUCACGACUCCAAAUCUCAGGAAUAUGAGGAUAAAAACAGCGAAUCCUCCAAGGACCUGCCCGAAGACCACGCUCCCUUAGAGCUGGAAGAUGAAAAACCUACACAUCAACCCCCAGAAACCAACUUUGAACCACUUGAGGCCGAAGAAAUCACAAGCGAGGUCGCAGAAGCAGCAUCCUCGACCACCCAGGAAAAAGACCAGUUAGUUUCCAACGAUAAAGAAUUAACUGAUACUGCCAUUUGCUUGGAUUUGUCUCUGAAGAAUAAACCCUCCGACUACGGUCCAACAGAUCUUUCGAUUCGUAAAUUCGACUCCUCUCCAAAAUGCCAACCACCACGUCCAUUGUCACAGAAUUCAGAAGCGAUCCAAUCGCCACAGCCCAGUGGGAUUCCUGCUGUUCCAGCCUCGCCAGAUAUUGUCACCACAAGUACCUCAAUCUCAAAACCAAGAUCCGUUUUCUUAGAAUCGCUUUUGGCCACAUCCCUAAGCAAAAUGGCGGCUGCUGCUAAUGCCGAAAAUGUUUCACGCAAAUCAAAGGAACCGUUGGAUUUGGGACAAUGUCGUAAAUCUGCGAGCCCUACAGUUACAUGCUCCGAAGAAAUUUUUACACCGUCAGAUGCAGAGCCGCCAUUAAAAAAAAUGAAGCCUGACGAUAUCACAUUGAAGAAUCUGCUGGAUAAAGACAUCGAGACGUUGGAGCAAAACGCGAAGAAAACGUCGCAGAAAGACACUUUUAUUCUUCCGGAUACUCCAAGGUUGCUGAGUUUACUCAAGGCAUCGAGUGAUACGCAGGAUCCAUUAGCGGAAUACAAACAACUGCUGUUGGAAAUCGAUAUUCCAAAUCCGCUGAUGGUCCCCAAAGAUGUUUUCCCUGAUCUGUUGCAGCACCCUCGAAGAGAAAUUUUGAAAAUUCUUAGCGGCCAUUCCAGUAAAAACGUUUCUCUGGAUGACAUUCUGGUAGUGUAUAAAGACAAGCUUUUAGCGGCCAUAAAAAGCAACUCGAGCAGCACCAAAAAGAAUUCAGAAAACAUCAAGCCAUCACAUAAGCAGUCCGGAGGGAAUAAAAAUGUUGAGCAAAAUAACAAUGUUAACGAGAAAAACUUUACUGGAGAUAAUGGAAAUAAAAAGAAGACUGCUGACAACUUCAACAAAAAUAACUCAGCUUCUCCAGAUAAUAAAAAUUCUCUCGCAAACGAUAUUGAUGCAGCCAACGAAGCGGCUUUCAAUCCAUUGUUCUGGACUGGAUGCCCUAAUCCCUUUGAAGCUAUGAAUUACUCAAAUCACAAUGAGUUUAUUCAAGCUUUAUACGCUGCUUCUUCUUUGCCAUAUAUGCCUGGACAACUGGGGGAGUUCCAUCCCAGCAUACAAAUGAUGCUGGGCAAUAAACUAGCUGCACCGCUCGGAUUUCCACCAGUCCCGCACAUGGGAUUUAACAAUCCGUUUGAAUUAUCCAUGUGGCAAGAAGCAAUGAUGCAAGCCAACAUUUUAAAGAAUAAGAAUCCCUAUGAGAAUGCUCCGAUAAAUCCACAACCGCAUCGGAGCAACUUGCCGAAAAAGAACCAAAGUCAGCAAAAUAAAUACAACGCACGUCUGGCUAAUGGACAUUCCAAAAACAUAUCACAGUCACAUCAAUCGCAGCAGCAGGGGAUGAUACACCCAGCAUUUAGUCAAACGCCUUUAACAAAUCAGUCGCCUUGGCAGAACCCAUAUUUAGCAGUGGGCAACUUUCCCCAAGGAAGCAACAGUCUUUCACUGGAUACAACACAGUUCAAUCCAUUUAGCCAUAAGAACAACAUAAGUCCGGCUAACAAACAGAGCCAGCAACUAAGUCCACCUAUAAUGCAAAAGAAAACCAGGGAAAGUCUAAUGCUUUCUCAGUACAACGAUCAAGAAAAACGAUUGCACCAUCAGAUGAUGCAGGAGCACCAGAAAAUCCAGCAGAUGCAACAGCAGCAGAAGCUGAUCAGGCAGCACCAACACCAGCAGCUUUUGCACCAGCAACAGCAGCAAAUGUUAGCACAGAAUAAUGGGGCACGACAUUUACCACCACAUAUGACUAAAAAGCCCAAUUCCCUAAACUCCUUUCAUUUUCCCAAAGAGUGCUCCUCUGCGGAAGUGCAGAAACAGGCUGGUGUAUCAGUUCCAAUGGAUCUAUCUGGUGCUCACAGCAUACAAGCGAAAUCCAAAUCGGUUAUGGCUGGCAGCGGAAAGACAAAUGGAAUGGUCUCUUCAUCGAGAAAUCAUAUGGAGGAUGUGCCGGAAGUUGGAAGUACAACGAGCAGCAUUGAGGAUAUGCAAGAUGGCCACGCCCAGUUAUGGCAUCCAUUAUUUGGCAGUCAAAACAAAGGCUACAGUCCUUGGAGUCUUCCUUCCCUGGCUGCUAUGGGUGAAUAACAUAGGUUUCAGCCUCCAAAAGGAACGUUUUGGAGGAACAAUCAGCAACAGCUCUCCAGGAAUAGCAGCCUAGAGCCACCAUUCACAGGGUUCGAUUUUGAAUCAUUGUUUUCUAAGUAAAACUGCAACGAAAGAAAGGGAUGAAAUGAUUGCAGAGCACCAACAUCGGCUUCCUCAAAUCCAAAAACCCCCAUCAUUCGAUCAUCGUAAGUAACUAUUCCCAAAAGCACUUCUUAUGAUUCAUCUGUCUUUCUCUGAAGAUGUCGGACCUGAAUACAGCCAAGAGUAUACUAAAUUAUACAUAGAGCUCUAGACUAACCUAUUUUUACAACCACGUUUAGUAUAAAUAUUCGAUACACAAUAAUAAUAUAAACUAUGUAGUUGUAUUUGGACGUUUGAUAUACUUGAAAUAAACUCAAUGUUUAUUCGGCAACAUUGUCUCUGUAUUUUUCCAGCAACCGGCCUCAAUAAUGGAUGAGUUGCAUUUUGGAUGUGUUGAUUUCCAUCCGUUUUCAUCAAAAUAUUUAUUUCAAGUAUAGAUUUAAAAAAAACUGACAUUCCACGCUUAAAAAAAUGUUCCUGAUGUAUAAAGUGAAUGUAUCUUAAACACUGUGAACAAACGUUUGUAAAUAGUUACUGUCGUAAUUUAGAGUUUGGCUAUAAACUACUGUAAAUAAAAACUGUAAAAAUGUUAGGUUGUUCAUAGUUACUUGUAAAGAUUGUAGCAAAUUAAACUUUAACUGAUAAAUAAUGCAUUUUGCUACACUGUAUUUAACCAUUAAACGUUCAGGAAGUAUUAAUAUUAAAAAACUAGUAAUUUGCUAUAAUCUCCGACUAUUUUGCCACUAGGGCGUCAAUGUAUUUUAUCUACAUUUUCAAUAUGAAAUUCAUUUUAAAUACAAAUUUUCAGUGCAAUACUUUUGUUAUUUGGUGAUUUUCUGUUAAGUUUCAGUUAUAACUGUGCAUGUUUAUGAACUAUUUUCUUGUACAUUCUUCAAGAAACUGAUGGAUAAAUUCUAUGAAUUUUGAAUCCUGUACAACUUGAUUAUUCCAAUUCAUUGAUCGAGGUAUGAAUGAAUCGCAUAUACCAUGAGAAAUUUAUGAUUUAAUUUACAUGGACUUUCAGUCUACCCGGUUGUUUUAUUAAACAUCGAAAAAUACUUCACGAUGGUACCUUUAUCCAUAACAAAUAUUGGAUGUUAAAAUAUACGAUUCACUCAUAUCUAAUUGCAAAUAUAUACCAAACUUCUCGUUUGGCUUUAAAUGUUUAAUAGGUAGCUAAAUUGUUCUUUAGGGUACUUUUCUAUGAUACUGUUGUUGAAAAUAAUGAAAUUUUUACUAUUAAAAUUUACCAAUUAGAUUUGCAAAGCGAUUUUUGCUAUUUUUCAAAGCUUCGUUGGCACAGUAAAUCUCAUAACUAUUUCUAACUUGAAAAUUAAAUAAUAGCGAUUAACGGAAACAAGAAGCGCGAAAAAAUAUAUUGGUCGCACAAAUAAACUAUAUUUUAUGAAUGGAAACAUUUGUUUCUUAUUUUGUGAAUGUCAUUUGGCUAUCGAUGUGAUGUAAUAUAAGUCUUGUUUUUUGAUGUUACUUGUUUCUGAUUACAUAUAUCAAUUCGUACAAUGUCUUUAUAUGUAUCUGUAAAGGAAAAUUUUUCCUCGUUGACAUACUAAUUAUUUUGUUCGCAAUUCAAUAAAUAUUCAUUGUGAUGGCAUAUAAUAAAUAAUUAAUAUAAAAAAAAUUAUAAAAAUCUGAUUGAAUUUCCCAAACAUUUUCAAUUCAGGUGCAAAUGAAUUUACUGUGCGAUAGCUACUUAUGUUGUUUAAUUAUGCUAAUCAAAACUGAAUGACCCAAACUUACUGUUCUGAAUAAAAAAUAUUAAACGAUA
Dendroctonus ponderosae (mountain pine beetle) is the source of this 6201-nucleotide messenger RNA. RefSeq lists its product as uncharacterized. The transcript has 3 exons. Lineage: Eukaryota; Metazoa; Arthropoda; Insecta; Coleoptera; Curculionidae. The coding region runs from base 555 to 4313 and encodes 1252 amino acids. The record is from RefSeq and is a predicted model, not a curated record.